Molecule: messenger RNA, 1991 nt
Organism: Asterias rubens (European starfish)
Lineage: Eukaryota; Metazoa; Echinodermata; Asteroidea; Forcipulatida; Asteriidae
Product: heparan-sulfate 6-O-sulfotransferase 1-A-like
Exons: 3
Coding region: 297-1355 (352 amino acids)
Cellular component (GO): membrane
Molecular function (GO): heparan sulfate 6-sulfotransferase activity
Source: RefSeq, a predicted model, not a curated record
UGUGUACAGACGCAACAUGAACACAGAUCAGAGGCAAGCAAGCGAAGGAUUUCUUGAGAUGAGAGGAUCAGAAUUAUGAGAUAGGAAUUAUGGUCAGCACUGAGGAUGCAUUCCAGGUCUCCCCAGUCAAGCUUUCAGCACUUUUUAGUUCAUAUUGAGGACAAUAUUAAUUACCCGCACCACAAACUCAUCAAGGCACCUUUUUUCACAUGACAAGGUGUAAGAAAUAUUCUUUGAACCCGAGUGGUCGUUGGUGAUUUGGCUUGAGAAGCUAAACCAAGUUUGCUAUAGCAAUUAUGGCAAAUUAUUAUAUUGUUGGACUUAGUACAAUUAUUGGCUUGACAAUCUUAUCUCUGCUGUACGAUUCAUUUGACAUGGACAUGUAUAAUUGUGGCAGCACGUUAAGGAAUCUGGUAGUAACGGCACCACACGACACAACACGAGAAUUUUCUUCCAAGAAUGUUACCUUUGACAUAGCUGGGAAACAGUGGAAAGACGUCAUCGUUCUUGUGCAUAUCCAGAAAACAGGAGGGUCCAAUUUCGGUCGACACCUCAAGGCAAACCUCAUGUUGGAGAAGCCUUGUGUGUGUCAGCGUGGCUCAAAGGUCUGCAACUGUUCUCGCCUGGGAAGUGAGAAAGAACAAUGGUUGUUCAGUGAGCACUCUGUCGGGUGGGCGUGUGGUCUACAUGCGGAUUGGACUGAAAUGAUCAACUGUGUUCCGUCGAUGUUGGAUAAGUUUGAAAAUGCACGACAGAAACGAAGAUACUUUUAUGUGACAAUGUUGCGUGAGCCGUUUGCACGAUUCCUUAGUGAGUGGCAACACGUCAAGAGGGGGGCCACCUGGUUCAGUUCACUCCACAUGUGCGACGGACAUGUCCCUACGAAAAAGGAGUUACCACUAUGCUACAAAGAUGCAUCUUGGGCAGGUGUCUCACUCGAUGAAUUCUUGUCUUGUCCAUUCAACUUGGCCACAAACCGCCAAACAAGAAUGCUUGCUGACCUCACUAAAGUUGGUUGCUACUCAUCAUUAUCCGACGCUGAAACUAAAGUAAAAAUGCUCGAAAGCGCCAAGGAGAAUUUAAGACGGUUUGCUUUCUUCGGUCUUACAGAAAACCAGGUAGACACACAGUUGUUAUUUGAAGACACUUUCAAGUUGAAGUUUAUGGAAGAUUUUAUUCAGCGCAAUGAUACGAAUGCAGCUAGCAUAAAGCAGGAAGAUUUGACAGUGGAGCAAAUCCAGCGAAUCUAUGACGUCAACGCGGAAGACUUUCUUUUGUAUGAUUACGCUCGGGAUCUUUUCAAAGAGCGAGUCUCAGCAAUGAGAGCACGAAGGAAAAGAAGAAUCCCAUCUUGAAUAUUUUUUAUUUAAACAAAAUACCCACCGCUUCUUUCAUUCUAUCGUUGAGAAAUUGAGUUUGUGCCCAUAUAUCAUGCACGAGCAUAGAACAUCGAAAUUAAUAGAGAAUUCCUUAUUGAUUUCUGACUUACAAACCCGCAAAUAUAAACUUGCCAGUUAGGCAGUAAUUGACAUGAGAAUUAAAGGAUCACACAAAUUUACUCGCUCAUAUUUUAGGGAUGAGAAUCAAAGACAAUAAGUUUUAGAGUGUUUUAUUUUGUAAAAAUAUCUAAUUACCGAGAAAUGAUCAGAAAAGGCACAAAAACUGUCACUUUAUCAGCAGGAUGCAAGUGUCAAAUUUACAGGAUGUUGCUGCGCAAUGUUGCAAGUAGACUGGUGCUCCGUUUAUGUAAGUGUUAUUACUAUGGCAAGAUACGAGGAUCCAUCCAGCUCGAAAGCAUGUAUAAACAACAGCGAACAAUGCAGAGUCUGGGUUCGAGAGUCGUGACAACUGCGUCUUUAAGCAAGACACUCAACCAUGAAGCUUUGUCCUUUCUAUUCGUCAUUCGUCCUGUGCGUUGUUAUAUAGCGCAUUUCACAAUAAACCGUAUCAAUGCGCUUUACAUUAGUCCCCUGGUCGUUGGGCCAAUAACA